AUCAACAUCUCGGGGCUGCGCUUUGAGACCCAGCUGCGGACCCUCUCCAUCUUCCCCAACACUCUGCUGGGGGACCCCAGCCGCCGGGUGCACUACUUCGACCCACUCCGCAAUGAGUACUUCUUUGAUCGAAACAGGCCAAGCUUUGAUGCCAUCCUCUACUACUACCAGUCGGGGGGGCGGCUCCGCAGGCCAGUCCAUGUGCCUCUGGAUGUCUUCCUGGAGGAGAUACGCUUCUACCAGCUAGGUCAGGAGGCCAUUGAGACCUUCCGGGAGGAUGAGGGCUUCAUUCAAGAGGAGGAGAAGCCCCUGCCACAGCAUCACUUCCAGCGUCAGGUCUGGCUGCUCUUUGAGUACCCCGAGAGCUCGGGGCCAGCCCGGGCCAUUGCCAUCGUCUCUGUGCUGGUGAUCCUCAUUUCCAUUGUCAUUUUCUGCCUGGAGACCCUGCCUGAGUUUCGCCAGGAACCCAAGGGUACCCAGCAUGGCUUUGGGGAGGUGGCACCCCCCAGUGACGAUACGCUGCUCCUACUGCCACCAGCACCACCAACUGGGACCUCAUUGCCCCUGCACCCUGCUGCUGGUGGUGGCCCCUUCUUUACUGACCCCUUCUUCCUCAUCGAGACCCUAUGCAUCAUUUGGUUCUCCUUUGAGCUCCUCGUUCGUUUCUUUGCGUGCCCCAGCAAGCCUGAGUUCUCCCGCAACAUCAUGAACAUCAUUGACAUUGUGGCCAUCAUCCCCUACUUCAUCACUUUAGGCACUGAGCUGGCCCAACAGCAGCAGCAGAAGCAGCUGCCUGGAAGUAGCAGCAGCAAUGGGGGCCAGCAGCAAGCCAUGUCUUUGGCUAUCCUCAGGGUCAUCCGCUUGGUCAGGGUCUUCAGGAUUUUCAAGCUCUCCAGGCAUUCCAAGGGGCUGCAGAUCUUGGGGAAGACUCUCCAGGCCAGCAUGAGGGAGCUAGGCCUCCUCAUUUUCUUCCUCUUUAUUGGAGUGAUCCUCUUCUCCAGCGCUGUCUACUUUGCAGAGACUGAUGACCCUGACUCUCUGUUUACCAGCAUCCCUGAUGCUUUUUGGUGGGCGGUGGUAUCCAUGACCACCGUGGGCUAUGGGGACAUGUAUCCCAUGACAAUUGGUGGCAAAAUUGUGGGCUCUCUGUGUGCCAUUGCAGGUGUGCUCACUAUAGCCCUGCCUGUCCCUGUCAUUGUGUCCAACUUCAACUACUUCUACCACCGAGAGACUGAUCAUGAAGAGCAGUGCCAGUACACCCACAUCACCUGUGGGCAGAAGCAGUCCCCCUUAUCUGAACCCAAAAAGGGAGACAGUAAUCCAUCUUUCAGCAAAUCUGAAUUCCUAGAAGCAGAAGAGCUUCUGGAGCCCAUGAAAUAUUCCAAUUUUAUUCCUCCAAACAACCAGGGUUAUAAAGAGAAGAAAAUGCUGACAGAGGUGUGAUCAAUUUUGUUAUCCUGGAUCCAGACACAGUCCUGGAAGCUGCUGCACAGUCGGCUUCGCACUAGCAGCUGGAUCUAUUCACCAUUUACAUGCCAGACUGUGAAUUGUAAUACCAUAAACAGAAUGAUUGUGAUAAUGCGCUCUCUUAUCCUGAUUUGCUGUGUCUCAUUGCCUUGUGCCCUUGGGAAUGUUCUUUCUUUAUUCU
Molecule: messenger RNA, 1648 nt
Organism: Tinamus guttatus (white-throated tinamou)
Lineage: Eukaryota; Metazoa; Chordata; Aves; Tinamiformes; Tinamidae
Gene: KCNA6
Product: potassium voltage-gated channel subfamily A member 6
Biological process (GO): action potential; potassium ion transmembrane transport; protein homooligomerization
Cellular component (GO): voltage-gated potassium channel complex; membrane
Molecular function (GO): protein binding; delayed rectifier potassium channel activity
Source: RefSeq, a predicted model, not a curated record